Messenger RNA from Morus notabilis, 2186 nucleotides. Its product is annotated as pentatricopeptide repeat-containing protein At2g22410, mitochondrial. Gene Ontology annotation, biological process: RNA modification. Bases 59 to 2101 code for a protein of 680 amino acids. The record is from RefSeq and is a predicted model, not a curated record. Lineage: Eukaryota; Viridiplantae; Streptophyta; Magnoliopsida; Rosales; Moraceae. Gene Ontology annotation, molecular function: protein binding; RNA binding. The transcript has a single exon.
AAACAUAUCAUUGGUAUUUCAUAUUUUGCAACGCAUAGUACCUCUUAUUGUCCCUUACAUGAAACACCUCAGUCCUUAUCAAAACUCAACUAGUUGUUCACUUUUAUAUCAACUUCUGAGACGAUUUUCAUCCAUCUCAAGAGAUAAACACAGAUGGAACUCAAAGACCAACGUGAUAAUCACAAACCCAACUUUACUAAUCACGGAGUCUUGCACCACCAUGCUCGACUUGAAGCAAAUCCAAGCACACAUGACCCGCACCGGCCUCAUCGCCCACACGUUCCCCGCCAGCCGGGUCUUGGCUUUCUGCGCUCUCGCCGACGCCGGCGACAUUCGAUACGCGCGUCUUCUUUUCUCACAGAUUGAGAACCCCAAUACUUAUAUGUGGAACACCAUGAUAAGAGGCUACGCGAAAGCUCAAGUUCCUCUAAUGGGGUUCUCGUUUUUUCGCCGCAUGGUUUUGCAACACGUAGAAAUGGACGGUCUCAGUUUUGUUUAUGCGCUUAAGGCGUGCGAGAAGCUCCCAAGAAUUUCGGAGGGAAAUUCGGUCUGUUGUUUGAUAUGGAAGAUGGGUUUUGAUGCUGAUUUGCUGGUGCGAAAUGGGUUGAUACGGUUUUAUGCUGAACGUGGAUGCUUGUUUUAUGCACGCAAGAUGUUUGAUGAAUGUUCUGUGAGGGAUGUUGUUACUUGGACCACGAUGAUUGAUGGGUACGCGAAGCAGGAUUUAUCGGAUGAGGCUAUUCAAGUAUUUGAAUCGAUGCUGUUGAGUGAUGUUCAGCCAAAUGAGAUCACCAUGAUCACGAUGCUCUCAGCUUGCGGUAGCAAAGGAGAUGUUCGAAUGGGGAAGCGGAUAUAUGAUUAUGUCAUAAUGGAGAAUGUACAUUGCAGCCUAAAUUUGAGUAAUGCUGCGUUGGAUAUGUUUGCUAAAUGUGGUUGCUUGAUUGAAGCAAGGGAGAUUUUCGACUGUAUGAAAACCAGGGAUGUGUUUUCGUGGACUAGCAUGGUUAACGGGUAUGCUAAAUGUGGCGAGCUGGAUGUUGCAAGGGAGUUUUUCGACAGCAUGCCUGAAAAGAACGCAGUGUCUUGGAAUGCAAUGAUUGCAGGCUAUUCUCAGAAUAAUCAACCGAAGGAAGCUCUGAAGUUGUUUCAUGAUAUGAUGAAAGCGGGUUUGGCUCCAACCGAGCAUACUUUGGUGUGUGCGCUCUCUGCUUGUGGUCAACUGGGUUGCCUGGAUUUGGGCCAGUGGAUUCACCAUUACCACAUCAAUCCGAAAGGGCCUCGACCAAGUGUGAUAUUAAAUAAUGCACUUAUGGACAUGUAUGCUAAAUGUGGGUGUAUUGAUACAGCUGCAGGUGUCUUUAAUGAAAUGUCAGAGGGGAAUUUGGUUUCUUGGAACACCAUGAUUGCUGGAUAUGCUGCACAUGGUUAUGCCAAACAAGCUCUUAACCUCUUUGAUCAAAUGAAACAUAAAGAACUCGAGCCUGACUGUAUCACAUUCGUAGCCGUCUUGUCAGCUUGUGGCCAUGGUGGAUUAGUUUCUGAAGGUAAAGAGCAUUUCAAAAGCAUGGUAAAGGACUAUGGAAUGGAGCCCAAGGGAGAACACUACGCGUGCAUGGUGGAUUUACUCGGCCGAACUGGUCGUCUUGAAGAAGCUUAUGAUUUGAUCGGGAAUAUGCCGAUGGUACCGAGUGAAUCUGCUUGGGGCGCUCUUCUUAACGCUUCUAGGAUGCAUGGGAAUGUAGAGCUGGCUAAGAUUUCUGCUCAGAAACUUUUGGACUUGGAUCCCAAAGACAGUGGCGUCUAUGUAUUGCUGGCAAAUGCAUUUGCUAAUGACAAGGGAUGGGCUGAUGUGAGGACGGUUAGGAGCAUGAUGAGAGAGAGAGGGGUCAAGAAGAGUCCUGGCCGUAGCUUGAUAGAGAUAGAGGGUGAGUUUGAGGAAUUUUUGGUUGGUGAUGAAUCACACCCUCAAUCCAAAGAGAUUUAUAGAGUGUUAAAUGAAAUUUUGUUGUUGUCUAAUUUGGAGGACUAUAUCCCAAAUAUAACGCAAACUUGUGAACAAAGCUAUGUAUGUGGUGUUGAUUUCAAUUAUUAUUUACAUUAGGGAUUUAAACUGAUUUGUAGUUGGACACAACAUGAAAAAUUUGACAUUGGAUCGAAUUAUGAUAAGGAUCAAACUUAUACAUUUU